AUAUUAUAAUCCAUAUUAAAGUUCCAAUGUUCUGUGUUUUAUGAAGAAUGUACCAGUUAUUAUCUUUAUUAAAUUUAUCUGAUUUACUUAAAUCCUGACCACCUGAGGUCUACAACACUCAACCACUUAAUUUCAAUAACCAUGCUGAAAUUAUUUUACGAUUUGUGGCGCACAAAUAUUCUGACAAAAUUAUGGUUUAUUGAUAACAGUUGGGUGAACCAACCCCUUUAAGCAAUUGAUACAAAUUACGUUAAAUUUAUUAAUGAUAAUACAAGGUACCAGAAAAUCAAUCGUUGAUUGCCAUAAAUUUUUAUAAAAAUGCAUUACAAUUUUAUUAAACGAAUUUAAUUACCAAGAAGAAGCUGAUUUUAUUUGAGGUUAUAGCGCACAGGGUAGACGCUCCUUAAAUUUUAAAUUAUAUUAAUUGUAAUUAAUUAUAUUAAGUUUUUGUUAGUUGAAAAGCAUGUCAUGUCAUUUCUAAAAACAUGUUUCUGUCUUGACGUUGUUUUGCCCACAGAGAAUUCAAGCUUUAUACAUUUCACCCUGGGAUUAGUUUUCAAAAUUGUGUCAGCUAUGCAGAAGUCAAAUUAUGAUUUAUAGCUACGAACUAAACUGACUUAUACGCACAGCGAUUUUAAUUUGGCUUAACGAAUACGAGGACGUUUUGGUGAAAGUUAAUUUAAGCAAUAAUCCCCACAUGUGUUUUGGCUCAGUCAACAAUAUUUGAUGUGCAUGGCAUACACAAACAAAUCCGCUUAAAUUUCUAUCUCAUAAUGCUUGCCCAAGGGGAUCUAUUAUAACUGGAGUCUUUCGACUUUCGAGAAGGCAAAUAUUUUCACCUGAUAUUUGCAUAAAUGCCACCCAGCUUUUCCUACCGCCUAAUUCAUUUACAGAAUGUGUCGAGUGAGGUCAGAAUAUUAAAAAGUUGUUGUUUCUUGUUCGUUUGACGUGUCAAACUGUGAGCAAUUUAAUUUAAAUAUAAAUGUUAAUUUCCUUCGCCUAACGAACCAAAUUUAUGGUAAUUCAAUUUUUGGAAAGCCAAAUGAGUUGCAGCUUUAGAGGUCAAAAACAGAAAACAGACGAUUUACUUCAUACGUCAUAUUCCUCAAAGGUUUGUUUUUCUACAAGCUGUUCGGAAAAGUUUUUAUUUUUUGAGGGGAUUUCUCAGAAUGUCGGUAAAAGUUGUGGCAAAGCUGCAAAAGUAUCUGUAUGUGAAGCGACAUUACAAAUUUGGUACAUACGAUUCAAAGAUGUUAAGACAGAAGUAAAAUUAUUCGUUUAUAACUGGCACUUAAACGUAAGUUUAUGAAAAAAGGACUUUACAUUACGCUUUUAUUGACUGCCUUUAAUUAGUUUUAAAUAUCAAAUUAAAACUGUUGACUUUACCAAAUACUUAGCAUAAAUUGUGACAGGAAAUUAGAAACGCGCGUUGGAAAAAACAUAAUUGACUCGAUUAAGUUAGCCAAUAGUUUAUACAAAGUUGCAGACCACAUUUUUCGAAUAGCACAAAAACAUUUCAAUUAGUAGCGAAUCAAUUUAAGCCAGCAAAACAUGCGAGUUGCAAUUUUAAUAUUUAGAAUAUUUGAGUAAGCAGGCAAACAAAUACAAAAAACACGAAAAUAUUCCACGUAAUAACAAAAUGUAUUUUGCAGGACCGCCAAAAUGCACGACCAUAACAAGAGGGGAGCAACAAAGCGGGAAACCUGAUUAAAAUAAUUAAAUUUCAACUGGGCAGCGCUUGGGUGGAAAUAUGCUUUCGUGGCUGAUGAUGGACGUCCUGCAGUUUGUGAAAGGGGACAUGGCACCUGAACCAGAAGCAAACACCACAAGCUGGUAUAAUGCGAACGAGAGCCUAUAUGCCACGGAACUGAACCAUAGAUGGAUUGGCAGUAGUUCCACAAUUCAGCCAGAGGAGCCGCUAUAUGGCACCGAUUUGCCCACAUAUGAGCAUUGCAUAGCCACGCGGAAUUCCUUUGCUGACUUGUUCACCGUGGUGCUCUACGGAUUUGUUUGCAUUAUAGGCUUAUUUGGCAACACGCUGGUGAUCUACGUGGUGCUGCGCUUUUCCAAAAUGCAAACGGUCACCAAUAUAUAUAUCCUGAAUCUGGCCGUGGCAGAUGAGUGUUUCCUGAUCGGCAUACCCUUUCUGCUUUAUACCAUGCGAAUUUGCAGCUGGCGAUUCGGGGAGUUCAUGUGCAAAGCCUACAUGGUGAGCACAUCCAUCACCUCCUUCACCUCGUCCAUUUUCCUGCUCAUCAUGUCUGCAGAUCGGUAUAUAGCCGUGUGCCACCCGAUUUCCUCGCCCCGAUAUCGUACUCUGCACAUAGCCAAGGUGGUGUCUGCGAUUGCCUGGUCAACUUCGGCGGUCCUCAUGCUGCCCGUGAUCCUGUAUGCCAGCACCGUGGAGCAGGAGGACGGGAUCAACUACUCCUGCAACAUCAUGUGGCCAGAUGCGUACAAGAAGCACUCUGGAACCACCUUCAUACUCUACACAUUUUUCCUGGGAUUCGCCACACCGCUGUGCUUCAUCCUGAGCUUUUACUACCUGGUCAUAAGGAAGCUGCGAUCGGUGGGUCCCAAGCCAGGCACCAAGUCCAAGGAGAAGAGGCGGGCUCACAGGAAGGUCACCCGACUGGUUCUGACGGUGAUAAGUGUUUACAUCCUUUGUUGGCUCCCUCACUGGAUUUCGCAGGUGGCCCUGAUUCACUCAAAUCCCGCUCAGAGGGACCUAUCCCGACUGGAAAUACUCAUCUUUUUGCUCUUGGGCGCACUGGUGUACUCGAAUUCGGCGGUGAAUCCCAUACUGUAUGCCUUCCUGAGUGAGAACUUCCGCAAGAGCUUCUUCAAGGCCUUCACCUGCAUGAAUAAGCAGGAUAUUAACGCCCAACUGCAGCUGGAGCCCAGUGUAUUCACAAAACAGGGUAGUAAAAAGCGGGGCGGAUCCAAGCGCCUGCUGUCCAACAAUCCGCAGGUGCCUCCGCUGCUGCCAUUGAAUGCUGGCAACAACAAUUCAUCGACCACCACAUCCUCGACCACGACGGCGGAAAAGACCGGAACCACGGGGACACAGAAAUCCUGCAAUUCCAACGGCAAAGUGACAGCUCCGCCGGAGAAUUUGAUUAUAUGUUUGAGCGAGCAGCAGGAGGCCUUUUGCACCACUGCGAGAAGAGGAUCUGGUGCAGUGCAGCAAACAGAUUUGUAACCCAGUUUAAGUAAGAAUUUUCUUUAAAUAAUUAUAUGGAUGAUCAACACAAAGUAUAUAGGGCAUUUAAAUGAUUUUGUAACUCUUUCUUAUUCAGACAAAUGAAGAACUUAAGACUAAGCAGUAUUAAUAUGUGUCUACAUAGUAAAAAGUUCAACCAAGAUUUGAAAACAAGUCUGUACAACCGCACAUCGAUAUAUUAGCAAUAUAAAAGAGUGGAUGGGGCUCAAAUGAAUUACAUUUCCCUUAUAUUUUUUUUGCAAAAACAUCCUUGACAAGCCUUGACAGUUAAUAAUUUAUUAGUAAUAUGAAUGAUUUAUAUUAACUAUUAAAUUAUUGUAUGUAACGUACCACCCAAUAUUUAAAUAAAUAUUUUACUGCCAAUAAACCCUCUACAAUAAGAUAAACUUAAGUCUCUUAGUAAUAAAAUAAAGAUAAAUAAUACUAUCGACAUCUUAAAAUCCAUUCUUGUUCUUAGUACUCACCUACAAUAAAAAUGGUUGCUUCUCCAGUAGAUUUUCUAAUUAACCAAUUAAGUAAUUAAACUGAUUUAUGCAACUAAAAUCGCAAAAGACGGAAUUGUAUUAAAUAAGCAGCUUAACGAGAGGAAAGUCAGCCAGCCAAGGUGCUCGUAAAAUGUGAAAUACGCAGGAUGCAGGUAUUUUAUUUUGAAAAUCUAGUAAACUAAAGUAGAGACAACUUUAAAUUAUUAUUCAAGGUUUUAAUUGUAAAUAUAAUAUAUAAUAUAAUAAUCAAAUACUGAUGAAAUCUGAUACUAAAAAUAUAAAACUGCUUGUUUGACAAACAGUAUCUCAUGGAAUAAGCUGAAUAUUCUGUAUUCUAAGCUAAGUAUUUAAAUAAUACUAUUAUGGUGAAUGUGCUUAAAAAAUAGUCAAUAAAGCAAUGUUUGUAUAAAAAA
Drosophila yakuba is the source of this 4121-nucleotide messenger RNA. RefSeq names its product somatostatin receptor type 2 (gene AstC-R1). Lineage: Eukaryota; Metazoa; Arthropoda; Insecta; Diptera; Drosophilidae. Gene Ontology annotation, cellular component: membrane; neuron projection. Gene Ontology annotation, biological process: G protein-coupled receptor signaling pathway. Bases 1751 to 3202 code for a protein of 483 amino acids. The record is from RefSeq and is a predicted model, not a curated record. Gene Ontology annotation, molecular function: somatostatin receptor activity; peptide binding. The transcript is spliced from 3 exons.